Molecule: messenger RNA, 615 nt
Organism: Entrophospora sp. SA101
Lineage: Eukaryota; Fungi; Glomeromycota; Glomeromycetes; Entrophosporales; Entrophosporaceae
Source: the annotation of a GenBank genome assembly
AUGAAUACUAAUCAUUUAUCGUCAUUGUCGUCGUUAUCAUCACCUUUACCAUUAAAAACAGCCUCUUCAUCUUCCGCAUUAUCGAACAAUAGUUUAACAAAAGUAACAUCAACAAACAAUUUGAUAACGACAUCACGUGUUAUUGACAACAGAAAACCAAAUGAUACAAUGCAUGUUAUGCGAAGUACUCUUGUGCCUUCUUGGUCAGUUCCACCAAAAGUUUUAUUGGUUGAUGACGAUGCUGUUUAUCAAAACAUUGGGUCGAAACUUUUACAAAUUUUUGGUUGCUCCUUUGAUAUUGCUGUGGAUGGGUUAAGUGCUGUUCGUAAAAUGAAUUUUGCAAAAUACGAUCUCGUGUUAAUGGAUAUUGUAUUACCUAAUUUAGAUGGUGUUGAGGCGACUACUCAAAUAAGAAGAUUUGACAUUACUACACCAAUUAUUAGUAUGACAUCUAAUAUAGCGGCUGAUGAGUGUUUCAAGUAUUUGUCUCAUGGGAUGAAUGACAUUUUAGCAAAGCCAUUUACAAAAGCUAAUUUACUCUCAAUGUUGGAAAGACAUUGUAAACAUCUUAAAGCCAUUAAAACUUUUCAAAAUAUUCCUAGAUCUAUGCAUUAA